Papaver somniferum (opium poppy) is the source of this 1427-nucleotide messenger RNA. Its product is annotated as GDSL esterase/lipase At1g33811-like. Bases 110 to 1258 code for a protein of 382 amino acids. The transcript has 5 exons. Gene Ontology annotation, molecular function: hydrolase activity, acting on ester bonds. The record is from RefSeq and is a predicted model, not a curated record. NCBI's taxonomy places the organism in Eukaryota, Viridiplantae, Streptophyta, Magnoliopsida, Ranunculales, Papaveraceae.
UUAACUCCAUUGAAGCACAUCAUGAAUCUCUUCAUCUCUUUCCAAAUACAGGUUUAUAAAUAACGAUGAUCGUUAUCAUUCCGAUAUAGUAAAUCUACACAUAAACAAAAUGGGUAGUCAUGUUAUCCAUAGUUUAACGUUUACGAUAUUAAGCUUCUUAUGGCUAAUUAGCAUGGAAUCAUGUUUUUCACAAGUCGAUCAGCAGGAUCCACAAGUUCCUGGGUUUUUCAUAUUUGGAGACUCCCUAGUUGACAAUGGAAAUAACAAUGGUAUACUUAGUCUUGCUAGAGCUAACUAUGCGCCUUACGGUAUCGACUUCCCUGAAGGUGCUUCCGGAAGGUUUAACAACGGCUUGACAAUGGUUGAUGUCUUAGCUCAACUCCUUGGGCUCCCGAAUCUAAUUCCUCCAUACGCGAGGACAAGAGGUCCUGCGCUUUUAAGAGGAGCCAAUUUUGCAUCUGGUGCGUCUGGUAUUAGGGAUGAAACCGGCAAUAAUCUGGGAGCUCAUGUGUCAAUGAAUCAACAAGUAGCAAACUUCGCGAGAGUCGUACAACAGAUGAGAAGGGCGUUCAGAAGAGAUGAUAAUGCCAUGAGUGCUUACUUGAGCAAAUGUAUUUUCUAUUGUGGACUGGGAAGUAACGAUUACCUGAACAAUUAUUUCAUGACUAGUUUCUAUGCAACCAGCCGUCAAUACACUCCAGCAGCUUAUGCUGCAUCUCUUCUCCAAGACUAUUCCCGCCAAUUAACGCAACUCUAUCAAUUGGGAGCUCGCAAGAUUGUAGUAACAGCAGUUGGGGGGAUAGGUUGCAUACCGUACCAAUUAGCCCGAGUCAACCCUGGCAAUCGUACUGCUAACAGCCAAUGCAAUGAAGAUAUAAACAAGGCAAUAUACAUUUUUAAUGCUGGGCUUCUAAACCUGGUGAAAAGCUUCAACAACGGCCGACUACCCGGUGCACAGUUUGUGUAUUUGAAUGUAAUCGAGAGCGCAAAAGAUCUCGUCACAAAUGGCGCUGCUUAUGGAUUUGAGGUUUUUGACAAGGGAUGUUGUGGUGUGGGAAGAAACAAUGGGGAGAUAACUUGUCUUCCGCUGCAACGACCAUGUCCCGAUCGUAGUAAGUACCUAUUUUGGGAUGCAUUUCAUCCCACAGAAGCUGCAAAUAUCAUCUUGGGGAAGAAAGCGUUUAGCUCGAAUUCGGCAACUGAUGUUUAUCCCAUGAACAUUCAAAAAUUAGCAAUGCUGCAAGGCUUAGCUAGUUAGUUCUAUAACUGGAGAGCUUAACUUGAAAACAUAUUUGCUUAAUAUUGACGAAGAAGACAUUGAAUUAUUUUCAGCAGUACUGUUAACCCUUUGUAACUGCUUAUUGUGAAUGCUUGUGUAUCAUUUCAUUUCAAUAUUUUCAACUAAUAAUAUAAGCUUUUAUCAUUUA